This is a messenger RNA of Guyanagaster necrorhizus, 921 nucleotides long. Its product is annotated as WD40 repeat-like protein. Gene Ontology annotation, molecular function: diphthine methylesterase activity; protein binding. Gene Ontology annotation, biological process: protein histidyl modification to diphthamide. The transcript is spliced from 5 exons. The record is from RefSeq and is a predicted model, not a curated record. NCBI's taxonomy places the organism in Eukaryota, Fungi, Basidiomycota, Agaricomycetes, Agaricales, Physalacriaceae. Gene Ontology annotation, cellular component: cytoplasm. Bases 1 to 921 code for a protein of 306 amino acids.
AUGUUCGAUACCAUGUAUCCCGCAGAUUCUGUGGAGUUUUGCCCACAUGAAAAUUUGCAAGAUAUAUUUGUUGUAGGGACGUACAAACUUGAUCAGGGUGUAGCGGUUGAAGGCGGCGAUGAUGAACGCAGAAAUUCUCAGCACAGACGAGGCCAGUGUCGAGUGUUCAGGAUGGAUGUCCAGUCAAAUGGAACAGAUUUACAGACCCCUGGAACAAAGUUGGGCUCCCUGGUGGUGUCCCUCUCGGAUGGAUCGCUAAGUCUCCUGCGGCCAGAAAAUGGCACAGGUCCUUUGUCAGUAGAGUCCUCUUGGCAUGCUCAUGAUUAUGAACCAUGGAUUGCUGCAUGGAACUAUUGGGACACGAACGUGGUGUUCUCCGGAGGCGACGACCUACAGAUGAAAGGAUGGGACAUCCGAGAAGAUUUAGUGAAACCCAUAUUUGUCAACAAACGGUUUGACGCAGGAAUAACAGCUAUUCAGAGUCAUCCCUACGUUGAAAACUUGAUUGCUGUUGGAAGGCAAGUCCAUUUUUCCAGUUUCAUUAAUUUACGUCAACAGGUUAUAAGCAGUUAUGACAAUAUUGUCCGCCUUUUCGACAUUCGCAAGCCAUCAGUCCCUAUUAGCCAGAUAGACGUUGGUGGAGGGGCCUGGCGAGUCAAAUGGCAUCCGUCAUCAACUAGGAAAAACGAUUUGCUCGUCGCCUGCAUGCAUGACGGAUUUAAGAUUGUUUCAUUCAGUCAUCUACUGUCUGAUAACCCUCUUAAUGUGAGCGCAGGAAAUGGCAAAAUUGUUAAGCGAUUCGACGAACAUGAAUCACUUGCCUAUGGCGUCGAUUGGUCGUAUGCUAUGUCAGAGGGGGAGCACACGGUAAUAGCAAGCUGUUCUUUCUAUGAUCACCUCUUACAUACGUGGAGUGGAUGA